GGAAAACGGCCGAGCUCGCUGCGUUGAAAACCUGAGCUUCUCUUGCCUAGUAUAGUAGCAUGGGGAGCGAUCAGCUAGGCCUCCAGUACGCAGCUCUCUGCUGCGCGACGCUGAUGGUUGGGUGGUUGCUGCAUUGGGUGUACAGGUGGGUGAAUCCCCCGUGCAUUGUCGGCAAGCUCCCUCCUGGCUCCAUGGGCUUCCCCGUUGUUGGCGAGACCUUCCAGCUGUUCAAAGCCAGUCCUUCCAUGGACAUCCCCAGCUACUACCGGGACCGACUCAAGCGGUAUGGUCCUGUGUUCAAGACCAACCUGGUGGGGCAGCCUCUGGUGGUCUCCCUGGACCCGGAGUUCAACAGGUUCAUUUUCCAGCAAGAGGGCAAGCUGUUCCGGCUCUGGUACCCGGAGACGGCCAACAACAUCUUCGGCAAGAAGAGCGUCACCACGUACAGCGGCACCGUCCACAAGUUCAUCCGGAGCUUCUCCUCGAAGCUCUUCGGCGCCGAGAGCCUCAAGGAGGUGCUCAUCGGAGAGCUGGAGGACGCCAUGAGGCAGGGCUUCGCCUCGUGGGCCGCCAGGCCGAGCAUCGAGGUGAAGGACAGCGUGGCAGAUAUGAUAUUUGAUCUGGUCGCCAAGAAGAUGGUCAGCAUCGAACCCGUCGAGUCUCGAGAGUUGAGGAAGAAUUUUGAAGACUUCUUCCAAGGGAUGCUCUGUUUCCCAAUAUACUUUCCCGGGACAUCAUUUUACAAGUGCAUGAAGGGAAGGAAAAACGUGCAAAAGAAAUUGACCGGUCUGCUGCAAGAUCGGCUACGUACACCUGGGAAGAAACACGGUGACCUUCUCGACCUACUUGUCGAGGAACUAGGAAGUGAAAAGCCGGUGAUAGACGAGGCUUUUGCUAUAGAUGCACUUGCUGCGCUCUUUUUUGGCAGCUUCGCGACAAUAUCAGCAACCCUCACCUUAGGUCUUAAGUUGCUCACAGACAACCCUAAAGUCGUCGAAACGCUCAAGGAGGAGCAUGAAGAAAUACUGAAGCAACGAGGAGACAAGAAUUCUGGGUUCACAUGGGAUGAGUACAAGUCCUUGGCAUUCACUACUCAGGUUAUGAAUGAGAUUACCCGGAUGAGUAACGUCGCACCUGGAAUAUUCAGAAAAACUCUGAAAGAUGUGCAAGUGAACGGCUAUACGAUUCCGGCUGGGUGGUUAGUCAUGAUUAGCCCCAUGGCAGUCCAUCUAAACCCAACACUCUUUGAGGAUCCACUCAAAUUCAAUCCAUGGAGGUGGAUGACACAUGAUGAGACGAAACGAAGCACGCAGCAGAGGAAUUUCAUGCCGUUCGGAGGAGGCAUAAGGCUUUGUCUAGGGGCAGAGUUCGGCAAACUUUUUAUAUCACUUUUCCUCCACGUCCUAGUGACAAAGUACAGGUGGAAAGAGAUAAAAGGAGGACAAGUCUUGCGUGUUGCAGAGAUGAUAAUACCUCAGGGCUAUCACAUUCAACUUGUUCCUACGACCGAAUGAGAUGAUGUGUCUACAAAUUAUGCUGGUCACUGUAAAUUCCGUAGAGUAAUAAGUGCGCACGGCAAGAAAGUGUGCACUUAUUAGCACUUUCUUGCACAGUACGGUGUCUAUCUUUCUUUCUUUUUAAAAAAAAGGAAACGCAGUACGUACGUUAAGUGGGCAAGAACAUAUUGUAUGUUUGUUUUUUCACUAGUUAUGUGCAAGUAUGGAACUACCUGUGCAAUAAAGAAAGGUAAUACCCUGAGAUGACUGCCGGAGAUGAUUACUUACCACGUGGCAAUUUCUUGAAGGUGCUUAUGGGGUAUAAUGUGCGCGCGUAUAUUCAUAGAAGUGAGUAUGCAUGUGUGGAUAUGUGUUUGGUACUGUUCUGUAUUUUGAAAAGAAAAAUCACAUUAUCAGUACAGAUUUGUAACUUUGAAUGGGUAUAGAUGGUA
This is a messenger RNA of Panicum hallii, 1948 nucleotides long. RefSeq names its product cytochrome P450 87A3-like. Bases 60 to 1514 code for a protein of 484 amino acids. Gene Ontology annotation, biological process: sterol metabolic process. NCBI's taxonomy places the organism in Eukaryota, Viridiplantae, Streptophyta, Magnoliopsida, Poales, Poaceae. Gene Ontology annotation, molecular function: oxidoreductase activity, acting on paired donors, with incorporation or reduction of molecular oxygen; heme binding; monooxygenase activity. The record is from RefSeq and is a predicted model, not a curated record. The transcript has 9 exons.